Molecule: messenger RNA, 1740 nt
Organism: Myotis myotis
Lineage: Eukaryota; Metazoa; Chordata; Mammalia; Chiroptera; Vespertilionidae
Gene: DAO
Product: D-amino acid oxidase
Exons: 11
Coding region: 126-1043 (305 amino acids)
Molecular function (GO): FAD binding; D-amino-acid oxidase activity
Source: RefSeq, a predicted model, not a curated record
GGCUGGCGGGCAGAGGACUGAGGACAGGACACCCCAGAAUCAGGAGCCUCCCCUUAGGAGACAGGACCCUGCACCCACAGCAGCUGCCUCAUUUCUCCAGAAGUUUGGCACGCCCGGCUGGCACAAUGCGCGUGGUGGUGAUCGGAGCGGGCGUCAUUGGGCUGUCCACCGCCCUCUGCAUCCAUGAGCGCUACCACUCGGCCCUGCAGUCGCUGGACUUGAAGAUCUACGCAGACCGCUUCACCCCGCUCACCAACACCGACGUGGCUGCUGGCCUGUGGCAGCCUUACCUCUCCGACCCCGUCAACCAGCAGGAGGCGCAUUGGAACCGGCAGACCUUCGACUACCUCCUGAGCCACAUCCAUUCCCCCAAUGCUGCAAACAUGGGCCUGGCCCCGAUCUCAGGCUACAACCUCUUCCAUGAAGCUGUUCCGGACCCUUUCUGGAAGGACAUAGUUCUGGGAUUUCGGAAGCUGACACCCAGGGAGCUGGACAUGUUCCCCGAUUAUAGCUAUGGCUGGUUCAACACAAGCCUGACUCUGGAGGGGAGGAGGUAUCUGCUGUGGCUGACUGAAAGGUUAACCAAGCGGGGAGUGAGGUUCUUCCAGCAGAAGGUGGAGUCUUUCGAGGAGGUGGCAAGAGGAGGCGCCGAUGUGAUUAUCAACUGCACCGGCGUGUGGGCCGGGGCGCUGCAGCCGGACCCGCUGCUGCAGCCAGGCCGGGGGCAGAUCAUUAAGGUGGAUGCCCCUCGGAUGAAGCACUUCAUCAUCACCCAUGACCUAGACAGAGGCAUCUACAAGUCCCCGUACAUCAUCCCAGGGAUCCAGGCAGUGACUCUUGGAGGCAUCUUCCAGCUGGGGAACUGGAGCGAGGUGAACAAUAGUGAAGACCACAACACCAUCUGGGAAGGCUGCUGCAGACUGGAGCCCACACUGAAGGAUGCCAAAAUUGUUGCUGAAUUGACUGGCUUCCGGCCAGUACGCCCCCAGAUUCGGCUAGAAAGAGAACAGCUUUGCUUCGGGUCUUCAAACACAGAGUGUUGAACAUCAUGCUUGAUGCAUGGUGGAGACGCCAUGCAUGCCGACCACAUGCCAUCACACGAUCCACAGCAGUGGCAAUGAGCAGACUGGAGAGGUUACAUAUGUGUCUGCCUGGGUUCCAGAAAUACCGGUCAUUGUGCCAGCGUGCGGACAGAGCAGGCCAAACCCACCAUGUUUGAGCCACCUCUUGACCCAGUCUUCCCAACCCAUCUUAAUUGGGCCAGGACUGUAGCAAACACUAAGCUGGGCCAAUCGGCUUCCUCCCCUGAGGAUUUGGAAGUGGGACACUGAACAGCCGAGUCUGGUAUGUUUGCAGAGCUGAGCCGAGCCGCGGUGAGUGGAAGCCAUAUGCAGGGUCGGCACAGGCAGCAGCCACGAGGAGGCACUCACUACCAGAGGCUGCAAACGGCGGCCCCUUCGCCAAACCGGGCCUGCAGUGAAUUUCAUCGGGCUCACACAUCAUUGAAAAAUGUUUGACCCGACCUACUAAAAUUUGGAGAUUUGACAUAAAAAUCCAGAUUCCUGUCUUGAAAAUUGGGAGAUCCCAUCAUGCAAAAAAAAAAAAAAAUCAGCUACAACUGAGUAGUGGCCGCCCCUUUUCUGGGGGCCUGUCUCCUUGCGCUGUGCAGUCCUUCCCUCUUCCUGUACUUCUUCAUAUGAAUUAACCUGAGUCCAAUCGCCAGUCCUUGCCAUUAAAACA